UUUUCAAUGGAUAAAAUUGCUUUUAACUUAAACUAUUGUUCUAGCUGUGAGAUACCUUUCCAAAUGGACUACAUGGCUGGUUCGAGCUCCAAUACUAAAAUAGGAAGAAAAGUGACGACUUUCUUUUUUAGACUUUUCUUCUUUUUCAGAACAAGGGAACUCCUACAUUUUCACCUCAUCACAUCAGAAAAAUGCCAUGCAUCCUAAAAAUCAGGGUCAUUGGAGCCAGGGAUCUACCUGUAAUGGACAAGGCAUCUGAUCUAACGGAUGCCUAUGUCGAAGUCCGCUUUGCUGAUUUUGAAGCCCAACGCACAACUGUCUGUCGUAAGACAUUGAAUCCAGUUUGGAACGAGGAUUUUCGAUUUGAAGUGACAGACGACGCAGAUCUUCAAAACGAGCCGCUGGAACUCAAAGUAUUGGACUAUGAUGCUAUAACCGCUAAUGAUUCCGUAGGGUCUGUGUUCAUUGAUUUGAAUCCUCUUUUACCAGUUAAUUCGCCUUGGCAAAUCGCAGGAUGGUUCCCAAUAUAUGACACAAUUCGGGGUGUUCGAGGGGAAGUUAAUGUUCAGGUCAAACUGCAGUUUUUUGGCGACGUUAACCCAUUUAAGGAUUCAUCGGCUGGGAUUAUGUUCUUUUCUACAACGUCUUUACCAGCUGGAUAUCAAAUUGUCGCGAUGCAUGGUUUCGUGGAUGCGAUUGUUAAUGAAGAUGAUCCUGAGUACCAUUGGAGUGACAGCUUUCGCACGCAGCGAUCGUCGAACGAGGCUAGACAAAGACUCCUCUUCAGGCUCUCUGGACAGCUUCGCCGCUUACUGGGGAAGGAGACAUUGGACAUGGGAGGAAAUGCUGUCUUGGGAUAUCAGCAGUGCUUUGACUUAGAAAGCGAAGAACAUGCUAUCACUGCACGUGCUGUUGGGACAGCCGUCAAAAUUGCUGUCGUUACAAGUUCCACACCUCAACUCAGUGAGAAGAUACAAGCAGUCGCCUUGAAUGAUCUUCACACAGAGGAUAUCCUCUCAUCGACUUUGGAUAGCGCACAAAGAACCAGCCCAAUUAAUGCCAAUACAGAAGGUGUACCUCCUUCAUUGGCUCAACGACGGCGAGAGUCCUCAAUCUCGACAGAAACUAGUGGCAGUACAAAUUCUGCUCCUUCGGUUGCCAGUGGUGCCAAAAACAGUAUCAAUAACUAUAAGUACCUGGAGCAGCAAAUAUUUACAUUACAUGAAUUCCCACCAGGAACAGUGUUCAAUCUAGGAGGCAUUGUCAGCGCAAGAUCCGUGAAGCUUAUUGAAAAUGAUGAUGUCGAGACGCGUGACGCCUGGUGGAAUGAGUUAAGGGAUGAAAUUAAAUCGCACGCACGUGUGCUCGGCUGUUCUCAUGUUAUUGGUUAUCAGGAGGCUGCUACUAUCAACGAUGAGCUUAUUGUACUUUCAGCCGUAGGGACAGCAGCUAAUCUUGAUAUGACAGCGUUUACUCCGGGCUUUUUUGAUGCAAACAAAAACUUGUCGCGUUCUGGCAGUAUCAGCCGAUCUUAUGUCGACAAUCCUGCUGAUAGCUUUUCAUCAUCUAUCGGCGGAGCCAAAGCGAGCCUCCAAAAUUCGCUCAAAGAGCAACAAUGGAUGGAGUUGCUCGCUAAACGUAAGAGCAAACGAAAACAACCAUCAGCCUGUAGGAUGUGUCAUAUUCCAUUUCAUCGAAAAUCAUCGCCUUUCCCAAUGAGUUUGGUCAAAUGUCAAAAAUGCAAGAAAAAAUACGUCCCUGAAAUACUACUUAGCACAGUUGAACCACCAGCAGAGUUGGGAGUAGUUGGGCAAAGCGCUUUUGUGGAGGCGCACGUCUGCCGAGCUAAAAAAAGAAAGGACGGAGAAUCGAAUGCAACUAUUGUUAGUGAUGCGAUUCCUUUCGUAGAGUAUGACCUGCAUCGUCAACUUAUGUACAAACUGAAAAUUCAUGGAUUGAAUGCCAUAUUUGGACUUCGUUUCCAACUCACUAUAGGUGAUUCCCUUAUUGUUGCUGUCGCAAGCGGCACGGCUAUGUAUCUCUCCGCUUUACCUACUCCUCCAGCGCUCAGGAUAUCCAGAAAUCUUGAUGUCAUUGAUGAAGAAGACAAAAAAUUACUGGAAAUACAGCGCAAGAUCAUGGAUCUCUCAGAAAAAAACCGACAAAAUCUGGAGGCAGAAAAAUUGAAAGAACAGGAUGACGGAGAGCCAAGUACAAUAUUACCUCUUAGUGAUGGUGUCCAAGCCGCGCAACCAGAUGAUGACAGCUCGGGUUCAAGUUCAGAUUCAGAUGACGAAGUAGAGAAGGAGAAUUAUCAAACUAAUGUUGUAAUCCAGAUUGAUGAUGACGCUGACGAAGACCUCAUGGCUGUCCUAUUGGACCCCGUUUUCACCGAUGGAUUUCUCCUCUGCAGUACAGAGACGCUUCCCAACCACCCGUACUUCGUUAGCACAGAUCCUAUGAUACCUGACAAUGCCCAUUUGAUCACCACUGUUAAGCAGGGCCAUAUCAACAUGAUAUCCCAUCAUCCUAACCGACAACUUGCUGCACUCUUUCGGUCUAUAUAUGAGGACCUUCGAUUUCGAUUGUCAUACUUCACUGACUGCGUUCUUGCCGGCAUAUCAUACCAUAUUCAGCUGCCACGAGCAAAUGAGGUUCAAAUUCAGCUAACAGGGGUUGCUCUUGGGCAACAGCGCCAGGCAGAUGCGUUAGAACCUCUUGGUGUUCCGAUUACACUCUCUCCUUGGAGAUCAAUUCCAAGUUCAGCGAUCCUAACCGCCAGUCAUUCUAGAGCAGAUUCAGAAAAUGGACUUUAUCUAACAGGCGCUUCUCCUAUUACAGCAAGACCUACAGCAGUCGAUGAAUCUAUGGUUUUCCAAAUGGACGAAUACCCAUUAUCUGAGCCAUCGAGGUCGGCUCUUUCGACACAAGCUGCAAUGGGGCCCAUUGACAUAUCUAAGGAUCUUGAAACCAGCCGAGUGUCAUCACACCAAGUAAUGACUCAAACACCAGGUGACAAAAUCACGGAAUCCACUUCUACCAUAGUUCCAGACACGGCAAUUCAUGACCAUAAUUGUCGAAUUCGUGCUAUCGGUAAUGAAUCCAGCUCUCAAGAAGAUGGCUCUGGCAUUCGAGUCGGUGACUAUUCCCUGCAAGACAAUCUAUCACAGAUUCCAUCAGCUGUGAGUUCGAAUCUGGCGCCGCCACAGAAUCUAGCAAAGCACUCCAACUCCUCAAACGGAAGUCAGCAUAGCGAAAACAAUUUUGGAGUGGGGGCGACUAGACCAAGAUAUCAAUUUGGACGCAAUGGACGUCAGCAGUCUAUAUCCUCUACUCUUGGUCCGCAGGAGCAAGUAGAGGAGCUAGGUAGGCUCACACUAUUACCUAUGAUGCCUGCUGAUCGACCCUUCAUUGAGAUGACGCCACUAUCCUUUAUCCCGGGAAGAACUCCGACUCGAUAUUUGGGUAAACUUUCAUUACACUUUGUCAAGGAAACACACAUUUUGCAUGAUGCGACCGUCUCUAGUGGAAUGGGUGGGUUUGUGCACGUGUUUUUGAUGGAGAUUCAGGCCGUAGCAAGAUCACAUGUGGCAGCAUUAGGCGGGGAUGCUAUUCUUGGCCUGCGUGUAGACGAGAGUUUUUUCCAAGAGAGUGUCAAGAAUCAGGGAUAUGCACUGAUUUCUAUCAGUGGAGACGUUGUCGGCUGUGCAUUAUUGGACGAAGAAUCAGUCUCAUCCCAUUCUUCCGAUUCUGAGGAUGAAAAUAGACAAGGAGGAGAUGCGAUCAAUGGGGGUGGGGGAGAUUCCGACAGUAGCACUGAGGGUCACACAGCAAAACUAGGUGGAUGGCAGAGUAGUAAGGGUAUUAAUGGCAUGGAUAUUCCGUCAUCGACACUUCAGAGCGAUGAAUAGCUUUUAUACUAUGUAUAUUGUAUUUUAUGAUGCAUUAAUAUUAGACAUUAUGAAAAGAAUCUACAGUUCUGUACUUGACUCAAGCAUACGGUGAUAUAUCCGAAUGCCUGGUCGAUGAUUGUACUGAGCAAAGCCAACCAAGUCUUCUUCUGAAAGAUUAUUGGACAAGCCGACUCCAACAUGAACAAGUGUUGGUAAUCGUGCUUUUAACUCCUUAAGAUCAAUGAGUUCUAAGCUGUGAUUUUGAAGGAUGGUGAAUUUUUCGAGUCGAUCCAACUGGCAUAGAUAUGAGACUAGAU
This is a messenger RNA of Lobosporangium transversale, 4210 nucleotides long. RefSeq lists its product as hypothetical. Gene Ontology annotation, cellular component: plasma membrane. NCBI's taxonomy places the organism in Eukaryota, Fungi, Mortierellomycota, Mortierellomycetes, Mortierellales, Mortierellaceae. The transcript has 3 exons. Bases 192 to 3911 code for a protein of 1239 amino acids. The record is from RefSeq and is a predicted model, not a curated record. Gene Ontology annotation, molecular function: calcium ion binding; calcium-dependent phospholipid binding. Gene Ontology annotation, biological process: positive regulation of protein targeting to membrane; positive regulation of D-glucose transmembrane transport; intracellular protein transmembrane transport.